AUGGCUCAUCUCGCGACUUCCCCCCUCGUGAUGACCGCCGUGACCGAGGCGAUCGAGGCGACCGAGGCGACCGAGGCGAUCGACGGGAUCGCAGACGAAGCAGAUCCCCGCGCCGCUCCCACCGCGACGGAGGAAGAGACGAAGAUGCCUAUGCUUCGAGUCGCAGCCACCGAGACCGUGAGCGCGAGGAUCGCUACGGUGGCAGUGGUGGUGCUGGCGCUGCUGGAGGCCGAGGAGAUCGGGGAGACCGCAGAGAACGAGAGUGGGAUCGCGAUCGUGGCACUCGAAGAGACAACCGCCGCGACGAUGGAGGCAGGCCCCCUCGACGUGAUCGCGACCUGUUUGACGACCGCCGUGGUGACCGACGCGAUCGUGGUGACCGAGGCGGUCAUGACCGGGGUGGACAUGACCGUGGUGGCCACGACCGAGGAGGACCCGACCGAGAACCGCCGAGGCCGCAGUGCGACGCCGCCCCCUAAGAAGAGGGAGCCCACCCCAGACCUUACCGACGUCGUUCCCGUUACCGAGCGCAAGCGACGCAUGACCCAAUGGGACAUCAAGCCUCCUGGCUACGAAAACGUCACUGCCGAACAAGCCAAGCUUUCUGGCAUGUUCCCCCUGCCAGGAGCUCCGAGACAACAACCCAUGGACCCUACGAAGCUCCAGGCCUUCAUGAACCAACCGGGCGGGAACGUCAACAGCGCUGCACUGAAGCCGGGCAAUUCGCGACAGAGCAAGCGGCUCCUCGUCUACAACCUUCCUCCGGGUUCAACUGAUGAGAGUGUUUUGAGCUUUUUCAACCUCCAGCUGAACGGCCUCAACGUCAUCGAGAGCACUGACCCCUGCGUUCUGUGUCAGACCUCCAAGGACCAGUCUUUUGCCCUCCUGGAGUUCAGACAUGCAUCGGAAGCUACAGUCGCGCUUGCGCUUGACGGUAUCUCCAUGGAAACUGAUGACCCUAUGAACGGUACUGGAAGCGGGAGCGGCCUCAAGAUUCAGCGGCCCAAGGAUUAUAUCGUGCCGGCCGUGGCUGAUGAGACAGCGUAUGAGCCGGGCGUGGUAUCCAAGGUCGUGGUUGAUACGCCGAACAAGAUCAGCGUCUCGAACCUUCCUCCCUACUUGACUGAAGAACAAGUUCUGGAGCUACUCGUGGCUUUUGGAGAGCUUAAGGCUCUGGUUCUGGUCAAGGACAACGGCACCGAGGAAUCUCGUGGCAUCGCGUUUUGCGAGUUUGUCGAUCCUGCUGCAACAGACAUAGCCAUUCAGGGCUUGAACGGCAUGCUUAUUGGCGACAAGAACCUCAAAGUACGGAAGGCCAGUAUUGGUAUUACUCAGGUCUCUGGUGUCGAGAUGGGUGUCAAUGCGAUGUCCAUGCUUGCUGGAACAACCGCUUCCACCGAUUCAGAGGAGACCCGCGUUCUCCAGCUGCUAAAUAUGGUGACACCGGAGGAGCUAAUGGAUCAUGAGGACUACGAAGAAAUCUGCGAGGACGUUCAAGAGGAAUGCGCCAAGUAUGGUCAGAUAUUGGGUCUCAAGGUACCCAGACCCUCUGGAGGAAGCCGACAAUCUGCAGGCGUUGGAAAGAUCUUUGUCAAAUAUGACACUACAGCUUCGGCGAAGAAAGCACUGCAAGCGCUAGCAGGGCGGAAAUUCGCCGAUAGAACUGUCGUCACGACAUACUUCCCAGAGGAAAACUUCGAGGUUGGAGCGUGGUAA
This is a messenger RNA of Anthostomella pinea, 1716 nucleotides long. The record is from the annotation of a GenBank genome assembly. Lineage: Eukaryota; Fungi; Ascomycota; Sordariomycetes; Xylariales; Xylariaceae.